CUGCAUCUUAAUAUAGCACUUUUCCACGUGUACAACCAUGCAUAGGGCUACACUUACACUUAUAUUAUGUUGCAGAGCUCAGAGGUCCCCAACAGCUCUUGGUGUGAGAUGGAGGGGCUCAAGCGCAGCAUUGGCUUGCUGAGGCGGAACGACCUGCAUUUGUCAACCCUCAUCACAGACAGACAUCGCCAGGUUGCCAAAUGGGUGAGAGAAGAGCUGUGCCCUGAAGGGACACAGCAUUAUUUUGAUGUCUGGCACAUUGGGAAAAGUCUGGGGAAGGCCUUGGAUACAGCCUCAAAAGACAGACAGUGUGAACAACUACAGUUGUGGAGGCCAGCCAUAGUAAACCACCUGUACUGGACUGCAGCCUCAACCCCUGAUGGCAAUCCAGGAGUGAUGGAGGCCAAAUGGAGAAGCUUGGUGAAUCACAUUCAGGACAUCCACGACCAUGACACCCCUGCCUUCUCCAGUUGCGCUCAUGCCCCUCUGGAGGGGGAUCAACGAGAUAAAGAGUGGCUGGAACCAGGCUCAAUGGCAGCAGUAAAACUGGAGGGUAUCAUCACAAGGACAUCCUUACUGAAGGAUGUUCGACAGCUGUCUCCGCAGCACCAGACUUACUCCCUUGAAGCCUUCCACUCCCUGAUCCUGCACUUCGCACCCAAGCACACUGGGUUUUCAUACCAGGGCAUGUAUAGCAGGCUUCUCUUAGCGGCGCUGCAUUACAACCAUAAUGCGAACAGAGAGACCGCACGAAGAAGCGAUGGUUUGGAGAGGUAUAGCGUGCGAUAUCCACGUUUCAGAAAAGGUGCCUGGGUAGUUGUGCCCAUCAAAGAGAAGGCCUCAUACGGUUAUGCAACGUCAUUAAUCGAGGCUCUUCGGGAGAGCUACAUGGAUUCACCCAAGGCUCUUCAAGAGGUUAGCGCCAAUUUGUCAGCCUGUGCACCCGCCCCCAUCGCCAAAUCCUUCGAACAAAUUCCCAAGGAGGAGGCCGUCAGCCUCUAUCUAGCCCAGCAGUCACGCUACAAAAAAUUGAAUUAGCAUAGUUUUUUUCCCACACAGGCCAAUCAUUUAGUUGUGAGUAUGUAUAAAUGUAUAUAGUAAGUAUAUGUUAUUUUAUUUGGUGGUGGUUUUCUGUAUGCCGCAUGUUUUGUUUUCUCUUUGUGUGCUGUUUAUUGCUUGGGUUUUUUGAUUGUUCCAGGAAGUUUAUUAUAACCUUACAUUUUAACCCCUUGCGCUGACCCUAACAUCUGUCGACUAACAUUAUCUCUUGGUUAUUUUUGGCUGUAACCCAUUCAUUCCUUUAUCAGCAUCACCAUGGUUACCGCCUCACUGCAUGUCGCAUGUUUUGUUUUUAUUACUUGGGUUUUUUACUUAGUUGUGUGCACAAAUCAUUCCAUUACAGCUCCAUUUGCCCCAUAAUUCAUAAAAAGUAAGAAUUGUAAGAAUCCGAAAGGGACCUCUGUGUGCGCUUUUCUCUUGGAUCACUAUGCGUCUGCUCUAUGUGAUAUCAUUGCAUGUAUGUGUCCGUGAGUGAGUGAGAGAAUGUGC
Molecule: messenger RNA, 1548 nt
Organism: Gadus morhua (Atlantic cod)
Lineage: Eukaryota; Metazoa; Chordata; Actinopteri; Gadiformes; Gadidae
Exons: 6
Coding region: 67-1038 (323 amino acids)
Source: RefSeq, a predicted model, not a curated record